GGCCCUUAGAGCACCCAGGCUUCUGGGCUUUGUGGCCAUGGUGAGGCGCCCCUCUCCCAAAGCCCUGAAGACCACAGUGUCCUCCCUGACUCCUGUCCCAAGGGGCCCAGUUGGGCUUCUCAGUGCAGCUGGGGGAUGCCACUGUCCUGGGAGCCUCAGACCUCACUGGAGGCCUGGGGGCUGACAAGCAUCUCUCCUGAGAAGCCCCAGGCAGCAGGGAGGUGGGAGGAGGCGGAUCUUUACUCCUUCCUGGGGGCAGUUAGGGAAACGCGGUUGUUCAAGCUGCUUUCAUGGGGCUAACAUGCCGCCUGAGCUGGCUACUUCAGGGUCGAAGCAACCCUCUCUCCUGUUUGAUCUUCUUGAUUUAUUUCAAUGUGCACAGUCUUUUUUCAUACCUGUGGGAAGCCACCUGAUUUUCUAGAAGGAUGACCAGCGGUUUGAAGGAAGUGCCCAGCUGACUGCCUACACGAAUUUCCCAAAUGAUCGAUCCUGAGCGCAGUCAGACCUGCUGCUGACUAGCCAAGCAUUUUCCUCUCGGCCUCGGUUUCUUCAUCUGUAAAUGGGGGUGAAGCCGGGAUUCCAGACUGGAUCCAUCCGGCUCCUGGGCUCUAGGCUUGGAAGGCCCAGUGUUUACCCUGUGGAUAUUUUGGAAGAUGACCCUGAAAGGCAUCGGGAAGCAGCCCUGGCUUACUAUGCCACGCUUAGGGAAGGGAUGCAGCCCUCAGAAGAGCUUUUCUCUCUUCCCACAGGGGAGCAGGUUAAACUUGAAGCCUCGUCUGUUUGCUUUUGCACUGUGCACCGUGAUGAACCUCAACAUAAAAUAUUAGUCUUGGUUAAUCCCCAGGACACGAAGACAGUGGUGGCUGUGUACAUAAAGGAGUCCUGGUGGCCCACCGAAGACGUCCUACGAACCUCUGAUCCUGCCAGAGAAGGUCUCUUGAAGGUUCAGUCAUUUGGGGAAAGGAUUGUGCUUUUCAUUCUAAAUGUCGUUAUUUUUGGAAGACUGGAGAGAAAUUUGGAUGACCGAGACAUGUUUUUUUUACCUCACUCUGUGAAGGAGCAAGCAAAGAUUCUGUGGCGGGAUGGGUCCGCUGUUGGAUUUUACACGACCAAAAGGAAAGGCAGCCUGUGUGGUGAUGGCACGGGUGCGUGCUACCUGCUGCCUGUCUUCGACACCGUGUUUGUCAGGAGGAUGUACCGUCGCCAAGGCCUGGGCAUGGCCAUGCUGCAGGACUUCUGUGAGACGUUCCGAGAGGAUGAAGCCCUGGGCGUCAGUUGGCCGAUUUCUCCUGCUAUGUACCAAGUCUGCAGGAAGUUCCUGUUGGCCCAUCCAGAGGAGCGCGGACGCCUGUGGGAGGUGGAACCCCCGGGAGCCUGGGGCCAGCGGGGCAGCAUCUGGCUGAAGGUUCGCCUGCAGCAGUCACGACCUCCAGACUCUCACCCAGGAGAUGCCAAGGACGAUAUGAGCAGUCAAGGGCAGACUACUCCAGAUGAGGGGCCUGGACACUCCGAAGAAGGCAAGAAGGAGAGGACCCGUGGAGAAUGGGAAGAGAGAAAGAGCGAUCAAGACUGCGGAGUGGAAGAAACAGCAGCGGGGUGGCUUGGAGGAGCCUGUGGGGCCCAGCCGGCGGGGAAGGAGGCCAAGAGGACAGCGGUGGAGGCAGGGCUGGCCUGGGAAUCCCAGCAGAAGCACCUGCGGCCCAGCUUCUGACUCCUGGGGGCAAACCCGAGCCUCCUCGAGGGGCCUGUCUGGGCUCUGGGGGGCACGGGCGUGAUCGCUGCCUCCAUCACUCCCUGCUCGCGCACCCAGCAGCUGGCCUCUGCCCUUGCUGCGUUGUCCUUUGAGGAGAAAGGGACGGCACAGACCCUGCCCACCUCAGGCUUGUUUUGUGGGCUCAGGUGAUAGAAAGCCUAUAAAAGUGCUUUAUUCCUCAAGCACAGAGAUCUAAUAAGCAGGUACAAGCAGCCGUUUUCCUGGGCUCAGAUCUCAGAAGUGUGUUUGUUAAACCUAAUACAGUUUCUGUUACCUGGGGUGAAUUGGUAGAGACUGUGCUAGAACCACGCGGAUAUGCCUCUUUCUUAAGCGCAGUGAAGCUCCGAGAAGGGCUGCGCCUGUUCUGGUCUGCGCUGCAGAAAGCUGUCUCAGGUUUACCCCUUCCCCCCAAACCUGCUCUACCCCAGACGUCACUGUGAGACCACAGACACCAGACGGGUUUCUAGGGAGACUCGUUUUUUUUUUUUCCAGAGAAGCUUCAGCUGGAGCGGAAGCUCCCCGAGGACGGUGGCAGGGACUGCCUGGUGCACACCGUUCCUUAGUGCCCCGCCCACGUCUGGCCUAGUAUACAGGAGGUGCUCAAGGUGGCCUUCAGGUGGGCAUCAGGAUCUUAGCCGUCACCUCAUUCAGAGGGGAAGCCACUGGAGCAGAUAUUGUGCUGCUGGCCUUUAGACAGCGUUUGGUGCCAUGAGGUCAAGGUGACUGUGCAGCUUAGUGUCCGCUGCCGCUGUGACAUUGGCCUCCGCUGCCUGCACCCCCUGCACUCAGGGAUUCGAAGCUGAGCCAAGGACCGUGCCCAUAAGGCCCUGGUGAGGACAGGCCAGGCAGGCCUUCCACAGGGUCAGGGGCAGUGUGGGCUGCUUCCUGAGGCCUGGGGCCUGCGGCCUGCUCCCCGGAAGUUGCUGUUCUCUGCAGUUGGCCGAGUCUCACUGAUGCUCAGUAGGAUUCUUAACCUAACCAGCCUGGGUCAGCCCAGUCCCAGCCCCUACUUGCGGGUGAAUGGAAGUCUGAUCUCCUCACUGGGCACACCCCUCUGAGGCUGAGCACUGUGUGGAGCACCUGGGGCGCUGCCGACUGCUCCCAUCUCUCGGCCGGCCUGCCUUGCCUUCUGUAUCCCAGCUGCCUGGGCUGUCUCAGACGCGCCUGUGCUCUUGCUUCGGGGUCAGCUCUCACACACUUGCUCUGCCCUGGGCGUGUGCCUUUCCCUCCGUCCCUCUUCCUGUCUUCCCGUCUUUCUUCUCGUCCUCCUCCUCCUCUGUCUCUCCCUCCUUCCCCAACCCCACCUUUGUGCGCACACACACACACACACACACACACAGCUCGUCAGUCAGGCUGACAUCUAGUCUCAGCUUAGGUGUCCGUUCCUGACCACCUUCUCCUCUCCUUCCCACGUGACCUCAAAGAACUGGGCACUCAGCUCUGAUUUCCAUGAGCCACCCACAGGGUCAUCCCUGGGCCGCCUCCGUUGCCCCGUGUGUCCUCAGUGCCCGUGUAGAGCCGGUCCUCAGUAACUGUGGGGAAUGAAUGGUAACAGAUCACCCCGGGGGUCAGGGGUGACACCUUCCUUCUGUUCCUCUGUGGUUCGACCCUGGAGAUGGCUGGAGACCAGUUUCAGCUCUUUGGGGGUAUAGUAAAGCCCCUCCUGGAGCCUGGGGUUGGAGAGGAGGCCCCCAGCACCCUGUGCUGACAAGGUACUGAUGUUUCCCUGAGUGGUCAGAGGGCACACUGGAUGGGACCUAUUACUUACUCACUCCUCCGUCUCUCUGUCCAUCCACCCAUCUACCCAGCUGUCAGCCCGUCCCUCCAUCAUCUGCCCGCUUGUCUCUCCGUCCAUCAGUCCACAUUUGUCCAUUCACCUGCGCAUCCAUUCAUCUGAUGGACUCAACUGUCCGUCUCUCCACAUCUGUCCGUCCACCCCUCUGACCAUCUGUUCAUUCUUCCAUUCAUUUGUCCAACUACCCACCUGUCUUUCCAUCCGUCCUGACAUCUAUCCAUCCAUCUGUCCGUCCGUCCGUCCAUCCAUCACAUCCACCUACCUACAUGUCUGUCCAUCCAUCUGCCCACAUCGGCCCGUUUAUUUCUCCUUCCAUCCCUCUCUCCAUCCAUCCAUCCUGAUGUUCACUAAAUAUUCAGCAUGCUUGCUCAGGAUUGAUCUCUGUGCUGGGCACGGGGGUUAUAUAGAUACGUGAAAGGUGUUUACUGGACUCAAACCCUUCUCUCUGGAAGGUUCUCUUCUAGAGUGUUCUCCUGGAGUUGUUGUCUGUCUUUCACCCGUUCGAAAGAGGGAAGAGUCCAAUGGAAAGAAGCAGAGUUUAGAGCUCCAUAGGGAGACCUCAUGAAGUCCCCCAGUGCAUGUGGGCCCCUUGUGAAGGAGGCACAGACCAUAAAAGUGGACUCUGCACCCAAGGGGUGCUCUAUGGCAGACACGAUCUUCAAUGUGUGACUCAGUGUCUUCUGUGAACUUGGCACUGUUCUGGGUGAGUGGCUGGUGCUUUGUGUUUAUAUGGAAAUGAACUGAUGAAAAUGUCUCAGGGGUUUGAUGAAGUCACUGUUCAAUAAAAGCAUCCUCCCGAGGGAGAAGAACUAA
Mustela erminea (ermine) is the source of this 4361-nucleotide messenger RNA. It is a transcript of the gene FAM169B, whose product is annotated as family with sequence similarity 169 member B. The record is from RefSeq and is a predicted model, not a curated record. NCBI's taxonomy places the organism in Eukaryota, Metazoa, Chordata, Mammalia, Carnivora, Mustelidae. The transcript is spliced from 10 exons. The coding region runs from base 560 to 1711 and encodes 383 amino acids.